CUACGCACGCCAUAGUGUAUACUCAACCUGCGUGGCAAAACUUCGUCAAGGUUCUGUUGCCAGAUAUGCCGUAACGAUUACAUACGAUCAGCGGUGCACGUGAUCGAAAGCGUGCAAGCCCGAGAAUUGGAUGACAUCUCAAAAUAAGUCCACAUUAUCCCUAUAGAUCACUCAACUCUGCUGCAUUGUUGUUUAUUCAUCAUUGCAAUUAUGUCCAGGCUUGCUCGUGUUUAACGCUCUUCGUAUCAGCGCUGAAACAUGUCGUCCAAAGCGCCGCUCGUCGACCGGGCAGAGGUCAAAUCUGCCUCCUUACACAAUGCACGACCUCUGAUCCUCCACACAUACGUCUGGCCUUUUGUCAUCAUCUGGCCCAUAUUUUUCAGCUUCUACCUGUCGCCCACAAGCUACAAGAAGUACAUCAACGGCCAGGAGUGGACUUUUGUCUAUUCUGGUAGUAUUGUCACCCUGCAAAGUCUGAUUUGGCUGUCGACCUUCUGGAACGUUAACCUACGCGCCUGGUUCACCUCGACUACUGCGAGGGAUGUUCGCAAUGCCGGCCUCAUCAAGGUCAUCCCGGGUGCAAAUGCGGGAUCUAGCGAGAUUUGUCAGAUUAAGAGAGAAGUCACAGGCGGGAAAGAGAGCGUAUCAUUCUUGUUCCAGAAGAGAAAGUUCUUGUACGACGAGGCGAAGGGCUCCUUUGCGCCUCUCAUCUACAACGUGGACCGCGAGCCGAAGCCUUUAAUUGAGUCGUUUCAGAGCUCAAGGGGAUUAGAGAAGAAGGUGGAGAUCGAUCGACUCAAACAGUACUACGGAUUGAACAUCUUCGAUAUCCCUGUUCCUACAUUCACCGAGCUUUUCAAGGAGCACGCUGUAGCGCCAUUCUUCGUCUUUCAGAUCUUCUGCGUCGGUCUCUGGAUGCUGGACGAGUACUGGUACUACUCGCUUUUCACUGGCUUCAUGCUGAUCAUGUUUGAAUCCACCGUGGUGUGGCAGCGCCAGAGGACACUAACUGAGUUCCGCGGUAUGAGCAUCAAACCCUACGACAUGUGGGUAUACCGAGAGAAGAGAUGGACAGAAUUGCGUAGCGAUGAAUUACUUCCAGGCGAUCUGGUAUCUGUCGGCCGAACAAAGGAAGAUAGCGGUGUUGCUUGCGACAUGCUUUUGGUCGAGGGCACGGCUAUCGUCAACGAAGCGAUGCUUUCGGGCGAGAGCACUCCCGUGCUCAAGGACUCCAUCCAGUUGCGACCCCGCAACGCACAUCUUGAACCUGAAGGACUGGACAAAAACGCUUUCCUUUGGGGCGGGACAAAGGUCCUGCAGGUACAACACGCAACCGGAACGGAAAACUCGUCAGAACCAGCUCCACAGGUCGCGUUGGGUAUCCCUUCGGCGCCAGACAACGGUGCUCUCGCGAUUGUGAUCAAGACCGGAUUCGAGACCAAUCAAGGCGCUCUUGUACGCACUAUGAUCUAUUCGACUGAGCGCGUGAGCGCCAACAACGUUGAGGCUUUGCUGUUCAUUCUCUUCCUCUGUAUCUUCGCAAUCGCUGCCUCUUGGUAUGUCUGGGAGGAAGGAGUGAAGCAGGACCGCAAGCGAUCGAAGCUACUUCUCGAUUGCGUGCUCAUCAUCACAUCCGUUGUGCCACCGGAACUCCCGAUGGAACUGAGCCUUGCCGUCAACACCAGUCUUGCUGCCUUGAGCAAAUAUGCGAUUUUCUGCACUGAGCCCUUCCGAAUUCCGUUCGCUGGUCGCGUGGACAUUGCCUGUUUCGACAAGACUGGUACGCUGACUGGCGAGGACCUCGUCGUUGAUGGCAUCGCUGGUCUGUCCCUCGGCAAAUCUGGAGCCCGUGCCGAGGAGGACGGAGCACAAAGUCAGCUUACGAAAGCCUCCGAGACCGGCCUCUACACUGCUCUGACUCUGGCGACGGCACACGCUCUCGUGAAGUUAGAGGACGGCGACGUGGUCGGAGAACCCAUGGAGAAGGCUACUCUGGAGGCACUCGGCUGGGCGCUCGGUAAGAAUGACACUCUGUCUUCUAAAGCCGGAGCUGUGGCAAAGGGCGGUCCACUGGACAUUGUUCAAAUCAAACGCCGAUUCCAGUUCUCUUCGGCGUUGAAGAGGCAAAGUUCCGUCGCCACUGCUGUCACCACUGAUCGCGAAACUGGCAAGAAAGCCAAGGGCACAUUUGUCGGCGCCAAAGGAGCACCAGAGACCAUUCGCAACAUGCUUACCGACGUGCCACCUAAAUACGAGGAGACAUACAAGUAUUUCAGCCGCAAUGGCGCCCGUGUCUUAGCUCUCGGAUACAAGCAUCUUUCGACCAACGAUGAGUUGUCCCAGAAGCGGAUCAACGACCUCACGCGCGAGGAAGUCGAAUGCGAUCUGAUCUUCGCAGGUUUCCUCAUUCUACAGUGUCCGCUUAAGGAUGAUGCUAUCAAAGCAGUCCGCAUGUUGAACGAGAGCAGCCAUCGAUGUGUCAUGAUCACUGGUGACAACCCUCUCACAGCUGUCCACGUCGCUCGCCGGGUAGAAAUCGUUGAUCGAGAUGUACUUAUCCUCGAUGCGCCAGAGAACGACGAUAGUGGCGAGAAGCUGGUUUGGCGGAGCGUGGAUGAUAAGAUUAACAUACCGGUUGACCCUACUAAAGCCCUUGACGCUAACAUCCUUGCGGAGAAGGACCUGUGCGUUACAGGCUAUGGACUCGCAAAGUUCAAGAAUCAGGCCGCUCUGCCUUCGCUCCUUCGCCACACCUGGGUCUACGCUCGUGUGUCACCCAAGCAAAAGGAAGAAAUCCUUGUCGGUCUCAAAGAUCAAGGUUAUACCACCCUCAUGGCCGGAGACGGUACCAACGAUGUCGGUGCUUUGAAGCAAGCCCAUGUUGGUGUUGCACUGCUCAAUGGUAGCAAGGAAGACAUGGACAAAAUUGCCAAGCAUUUCCGCGAGACCAGGCUGAAGGAAAUUUACGAGAAGCAGUGUGAGAUGAUGAAGCGAUUCAACCAACCAACGCCGCCGGUACCUGCUCAGAUCGCGCACCUCUUCCCAGCGGGACCGACAAACCCGCACUACGAGAAAGCCAUGGAACGAGAGGGCCAAUUGAAAGCUCAGGCAGGCCAAGCCGACGGUGCAACGCCCAGUGCUGCCCUCGUGGUCAAGGAAACCUCAUCUAACCAGGAUGCCGCCGUGAAAUCUCCUCAGGAUCAGCGCAAGGAAAAGGCUCAGAACGCAGCAGCUGCAAUGGCAGAGAAAUUGUCCAUGUCAAUGCUGGAGGAGCAAUUGAAUGAUGACGAGCCACCGAGUAUCAAGCUCGGCGACGCGUCAGUCGCUGCACCUUUCACAAGCAAACUUGCCAACGUCAUCGCUAUUCCUAACAUCAUCCGCCAAGGAAGAUGCACACUCGUUGCCACCAUUCAGAUGUACAAGAUCCUGGCAUUGAAUUGCUUGAUCAGUGCCUACAGUCUAAGUGUUCUAUAUCUGGACGGAAUCAAAUUCGGUGAUGGACAAGUGACAAUCAGUGGAAUGCUUAUGAGCGUUUGUUUCCUGAGCAUUUCCCGUGCUAAGUCCGUCGAGCAACUUUCCAAGGAACGCCCCCAAAACAAUAUCUGGAAUUGGUACAUCAUCCCAUCUGUGCUGGGUCAAUUUGCCGUCCAUAUCGCCACUCUCGUGUAUAUCUCCAACUUUGUGCACAAGUUCGAACCGCGAAAAGACCGGUCUUUGAUCAAUCUUGAGGGAGAGUUCGAGCCGUCUCUGCUGAACUCCGCCAUCUACCUUCUCCAGCUCAUCCAACAGAUUUCCACUUUUGCAAUCAACUACCAGGGUCGACCUUUCCGCGAAUCUAUCAAGGAGAACAAAGGAAUGUAUUGGGGAAUCGUGCUGGUCACCAGCGUAGCUUUCUCUUGCGCCACCGAGUUCAUUCCCGAGAUCAACGAGCGACUCAAGCUUGUCCCCUUCACCACCGAAUUCAAGAUCACAAUGACCAUCGUCAUGAUUCUGGACUAUGCUGGCUGCUGGGUUAUUGAAAAGACCCUCAAGACCCUAUUUUCGGACUUCAAACCUAAGGAUAUCGCCGUCCGUCGACCGGAUCAGCUCAUUCGGGAGGCGCGCAGAUUGAAAGAAGAGAAUGAAAAGGCCGAGGCUGAAAAGGCAGCCAAGGGAGUCAAGGCCGUGAAAGUUUAAUUUCGAAACUAUAGAUUUCUGCCUGUAAUAACAAUUAGAUCUGGUC
Messenger RNA from Dissoconium aciculare CBS 342.82, 4222 nucleotides. RefSeq lists its product as uncharacterized. Bases 259 to 4176 code for a protein of 1305 amino acids. Gene Ontology annotation, cellular component: endoplasmic reticulum membrane. The transcript has 2 exons. The record is from RefSeq and is a predicted model, not a curated record. Gene Ontology annotation, molecular function: P-type ion transporter activity; ATP hydrolysis activity; ATP binding. NCBI's taxonomy places the organism in Eukaryota, Fungi, Ascomycota, Dothideomycetes, Mycosphaerellales, Dissoconiaceae. Gene Ontology annotation, biological process: intracellular calcium ion homeostasis.